AUGUCGUUUCCGUUCUCCACCCGUCUGCUAACCUCGCGUCGUUACCUCGCCAACGAGUUUAAGGAUAUCCAGCGUACGAGCUCUAACGCCGGUGGAGCGGCGCAGCCACCCGCCAUCCCGCAUAAUGAUCCCAUCCUCCCGAUGGAUUUCAACCCUCACAUCGAGUGGUUUGAAUAUCCGAAAGAGAUUUUCGAUCCGAAGUACCCGUACACCCGCGAGGAGAGCAUCCGUAUGACGGAGGAAUCCUGGGAAAGCACGAUGGAUGAGAUGGCGUCGAAGUACGGCAUGCGGCUGAAUAUGACGUCGAAGCCGACGUUUUGGAUGGCGUGGGCGAUGAUGUUUUUUUACGCGUGGUAUACGCUCUGGGGGUGCUACCGCGCGAUGGGAACAGAACCCGGGUGGAAGCACUUUAAGAGUAUCGUUAUGAAUCAACCCAACGCCCCGACGCUCGAGGAGGAUGAUAUCUACCUCGAUCAGUGGAUGCGGCCGGAGAUGCGGGAAAAAUUCAGCCGCUAUGAUCGUUUCUGGAAUUGGAAGCCGCUCGUGAAUCGAGAGGGCGCGAAAACGAGCUGGUCGAUUCCGAUGGUUUACCAGGAUGAAUCUGAGUGGAAGCAUAUGACGAGCAAGUACUAA
Messenger RNA from Phytomonas sp. EM1, 633 nucleotides. The record is from the annotation of a GenBank genome assembly. NCBI's taxonomy places the organism in Eukaryota, Euglenozoa, Kinetoplastea, Trypanosomatida, Trypanosomatidae.